UGUGGUCCGGGAGAGUAUGUUCAAAUACCAUGUAUCGCUACCAAGAACACAAUUUGUGCUGCAUGCCCUAAAGACACCUUUAGCAGAAAUUACAAUAAUUAUACAAUGUGCUUAGACUGUACCUUUUAUGAUUGUCCUCAGUUCUCCAUUCUCAAAUCAGAAUGUACUCCGGUGGCUGACAUUGUUUGCGAGUGUGAGUCUGGGUACAAAAAGAGCUCCGCCCAAGGAGACCAUUUCAGCUAUUGUGAUUGUGGACCGGGAGAGUAUGUUCAAAUACCAUGUACCGCUACCAAGAACACAAUUUGUGCACCAUGCCCAAAAGGCACCUUUAGCGGAAGUUACAACAAAUAUAGUUGGUGC
This is a messenger RNA of Lottia gigantea (owl limpet), 360 nucleotides long. RefSeq lists its product as hypothetical. Lineage: Eukaryota; Metazoa; Mollusca; Gastropoda; Lottiidae. The transcript is spliced from 2 exons. Gene Ontology annotation, cellular component: external side of plasma membrane. Gene Ontology annotation, molecular function: protein binding. Gene Ontology annotation, biological process: positive regulation of peptidyl-tyrosine phosphorylation; positive regulation of T cell migration; negative regulation of alpha-beta T cell proliferation. The annotation marks the transcript as partial. The record is from RefSeq and is a predicted model, not a curated record.